Molecule: messenger RNA, 3567 nt
Organism: Pygocentrus nattereri (red-bellied piranha)
Lineage: Eukaryota; Metazoa; Chordata; Actinopteri; Characiformes; Serrasalmidae
Product: C1q-related factor-like
Exons: 2
Coding region: 358-1182 (274 amino acids)
Molecular function (GO): protein binding
Source: RefSeq, a predicted model, not a curated record
UUCUUCUCUUUCUCCAGCACACAUACAUAGACUCUUCUCUACUCACCUAAGAACCCUCCUAGUCUCCACACACACACACACACACACACACACACGCACACUCACACACACACACACACACACACAUACACCACACACACACACACAUACCACACACACAGACACAGACACGUGCACACAAACUUGGAGGACCCUCCAGCGUCCUCGUGCUGAGCGUAUAGGUGGAGGGAGUUGGAUUCCCUCUCCCGUCCAUCUCUCACCAUUCCGCCGUGCGGGGAGAGCUCCGCGCUGGCGGCCCCGCCCCUCUCCCGCCUCAGCCUGGGACGGAAGACCCUGCUGGGGGCCGCAGCCGCCGUCAUGCUGCUACUCAUCCUGGUGGUGCUCAUCCCCGUCCUGGUCAGCUCAGUGGGCAGCAGUGAGGACACCAGCCGCUAUGAGAUGCUAGGCACCUGCCGGAUGGUCUGCGACCCUUACCUGGAUAAAGCAGGCGGCACAACAGCCGGAGCCAUGGGCACGGCCGUCACGCACAUCCAGGCUGAGGCCCUGACUGACAACAGCAUGGGUCCCCCACUGCCCACCUAUGCCCAUGGGCCACAGGGCAGGGCGGGACGCCCGGGGAAGCCUGGACCUCCUGGACCUCCAGGACCACCAGGACCACCUGGAGAGCCAGGUCCACCAGGACCCAUGGGACCACCGGGUGAAAAGAAUGAGGUAGAGCAGCCAGGGAUCUUUUCCUUGGGUGGUAGAGCUGCGACAGGCAUCAGCACAGCCACCUACGCAAUGGGGCCCCGUGUGGCAUUCUAUGCCGGCCUGAGGAACCCACAGGAGGGCUAUGAGAUCCUGAGGUUCGAUGACGUGGUCACCAACAUCGGGAAUAAUUAUGACAGUUCAUCAGGAAAGUUUGUGUGCAAGGUGCCCGGGACGUACUUCUUUACCUACAACGUCCUGAUGAGGGGUGGGGAUGGGACCAGCAUGUGGGCGGACCUUCUGAAGAACGGACAGGUGAGGGCAAGUGCUAUAGCCCAGGAUCAGGAUCAGAGUUACGAUUAUGCCUCUAACACGGUCAUUCUGCAUCUGGACCCCGGAGACGAAAUCUUCAUCAAGCUGGAUGGAGGCAAAGCCCACGGAGGCAACAGCAACAAGUACAGCACCUUCGCCGGCUUCAUCCUCUACUCUGAUUAGCGGCAGAGGUCAAACGGUUCACGAGGGCGAGGGGGCAACGGUCAAGGCUCAUGAUUUCAUAAAGCGAGGAUGUUUCAGUGUCUUGUUCAGGGAGAGAGACAGAGGGGUCUUCACUGAUCUGCCUGAAAGAUCUUUUCUUAGCCGUGGCUCAGUGGCUACACGGAUGGAUGGAUUCGUCAUUUCCUUCCUCUUCAUUCAGACAGGCAGUCAAAUCUGGUUGAGUGAUUAAUUGAAAUUGUCUAUCACUUAUUUAUUUGCUUCAUUCAUUCACCUGUUUAUUUAUUCAUUUCACUAUUCAUUUACCCGUUAGUUUGUGGAUAUAUUCGGUUAUUCAUUUGUGCACUUAUGAAGUCAUUUACUCACUCAUUCCUUGGGUUGUUUGUACACAUUUGAUGUCUAAUCCUUUUAAACCUAAACAAGCCACUUUUCUGUUGAUUUAGACCACUUUGUAUGCUUCUCAGCAAAUGCUCAGCAAAUGUUCUUCGACUCCUAGCUUGUCUAACAAUUUUUUAAAAAAGCAGCCACGACUACAAAAACCUUGCACAGUAGAUCAGAAAAACUCCAUUUGUCUCUCUCGUUCACUCAUCUUUUCUCUGGGAGUGCUAUUUUAGCCGUGUGAUGAGGCCACGAGCGUGUGGUUUUCUGUUUCUGGACAGUAGAAACAAGAGUCAAGCCAAGUUGCAUUUAGUCGUUUCAUGAAGAUAUUUGUCUUUGUAUGAGUGUUCUUGUCUCGUCUUUGAUGAUAUGCGAUGAUAUGUGUCGUGUGUAAUAACUGACCUUAUGAGAAACUAUACCCAGAACUUAAUGAGAUUGCUGUGUCCACCCAAUUCUGAAUUCAAUGUGGAAAAGCACCCUGGUCCUGAUGCCCCAUCCAAAACCAUAGCAUUUAUAUGAGUAUCCAUCUGUGGAAUAAAAUACAAACGCUGGGUGUGGAAAUAUCAGCUUAUACUUCCCUAAAACCUUGUACUGUAUGGUUUUGGAAAAAAAACUUUGGCUUUGAUCAGGACAGGGGGCAAUCUCCAGAAGAAUGGACACUUAUUGUAUAGUCUGCUGCUGAGAGAAAUGAAAAGAAAUGAGAUUAUUUAAAAGCUCCAAUCAGGAAUUGCUGAAGCAGCACCCUAGGUCUUUGCUCUGGGAUGGUGAUGUUAAUUAUCUCACUGAUACAUAUCGAAGACAUUAAUUACUCUUGGUUAAUUACUUGAUGUAGGCGCAAGUGGUUGGCAAGUGGUUGGAAUGAAAGCCCUCCAUCAGAUUAAGAGAAAUGAGACAUGCUAGUCGGUAACUAGGAUUUUAUGGGCCCCAGUGCAAAAAAAAAUGCCCCUAAUAUGAAAAUUACCUUCAAUGAGUAAACAAAUGCAAUUUUAAUAUGUUAAAAUGUAAUUUGCUUGUUGACUCAGUAUUGCAAUAUCUCAACCAAAUUGAUGAAGCUGACGUUUAUCAUAGCCAGUGUUGGGAAAGUUACUUUACAAACGUAUUUCAGUACAGAUUAGUGAUUACCUGGAAAAUAAUUGUAAAGUAAACCAAAGGAUUAUUAUAUUAAAGUAAUGUAAUCUGAUUAUGUUCCAAUAAAUUUUGAUUAGUUUGGCUUUUUAAAGUCAUACAAUUCAAUAAACUAUAAAGUCUUUUUCCACCUCGUUAUUCUUCAGUUGCACAUUAUUCUUCAUGAUUAAUGUUUAUAUUAGCUAGAAAUUCUAUGGAUUGGCCAAUAAAAGACCAUAAACUGCUGCACUCUGAGGUUCUUCUUCAGGUUUCCCUAAAAUUCCUAAAAUGUUUAACUCUUCAAAUUUGACAUUUUUCGGAUACAAAAUGGGUAAUUUCAAUGAAAAGUGAUUAGUUUUAAUGUAAGUGGUUUAACUGUUAUCUUACCAGUAAUCAAGAUAUUUUUUAUGAUGCACUUGUAAUCUGAUUACAGUCUUUUUUCCUCUGACAUAUUUACCUGAUUACAUAACGCCAUUACAUGUAUUCCGUUACUGCCCAUUCCUGUGUUUCUGUAACAGUUACAUAUUUUUGUAUCCUGAUUACAUAACACUGUUACAUGGAUCAUGUUACUAACCUUGAUCACACCUGCCCAUAAAGGUAUAAAAGUAGCAAUAUAAAGUCUAAUUAACAUUACGUGGCACAAUCUUAAUGCACCCCACUCCCCCCCACCACUCCUGCACCCUCCUGCAUACUAUAGGGCCGUCAGUGCAACUGCCAGUGGUUGUGCACUGGUUACUAUGAUAAUCAUUGACCAACUUGCAUCUUUCACCUACAAAUAUGACAUCCCCAGUUUGGCCAUUCCUGAUUGGGGUUAUGGAAGGAAUCUGUAAUCCACCAUAUGUAUCUGGAUACAUCAAUGUAAACUAUACUUUUGCUAAUAAAUGGAGGUUUUUUAAAAAUCUGUAU